AUGAAAUCAAAAUUUAUAACAUGUUCAGAGAAGGUAUGGAAUGAUGUUUGUCCAAUAUCAUUAACUCCAAAGACAUUACCAUCUAUUGUAAAUCAAAUGAUAAUUGAAUACAGUCUUAUUUUGGAUGAAAAAUGGCAUGGAAAUUGGUCAAAAUGGAAUGAAUUAUCAACAAAGGAGGAUAAAGACAUGUUUGAUUGUGCACAGAUAGUUGCAAGAAAUUUGGCAAAUGGCAAAUCUGAAAGCUCAAAGGAAAUUUUAUUUGGUGAGGUUAAACCUCCACAUGUAAAAUCUUCCAUGAAUGAAAGCAUAGUGAAGAUCACAGAGUUUAUGAAGGGCUCAUUAGAUUAUUUAAUAGAUUGUUAUGGUUACAUAGAUGGUCUUGAAACUUAUGGAAUGUUAAUUUAUGGAAAUACAAUUAGAAUAUUUACAAUGGACUUGGUCUAUGAUGGUUUAUACCAUUUUAAUUUGACAUCAAAAAUAUUAUUACCAAUGGAAAAUGCAAACUUUUUAACCAUAAUUACCGUAAUAUCAACCCUUUAUUCAUUAUUGGAAAGAAUAAAAUCUACUGUUGUUGUUAUUAAUUCAAAUUCACCUCAACAUUUACUUGGGUGA
Entrophospora sp. SA101 is the source of this 612-nucleotide messenger RNA. Lineage: Eukaryota; Fungi; Glomeromycota; Glomeromycetes; Entrophosporales; Entrophosporaceae. The record is from the annotation of a GenBank genome assembly.